AUGGAGGUCAUGUUAAGCACCACAGAUGGGGACGCCUUGAUAGAGACAGAAACUGUAGCAGCUGGAGAGAAACCCUUGAAUUGGAAAUCCCAAGAUGCGGAGAUCGAUGAGCGUAUCAAAGCACGUGAAAAGUAUGUGUUAGCCCUCUAUUUGAAAGGAAUAUACCCUGACUUUCUCCAUAGGACUGUAUAUCAUCCUGGUGGUACUGCUGCCAUGGGAAAAGUUGUCGAUACCAGUUUACGCGUAUAUGGAGUUGAAGGACUGCGUGUCGUUGAUAUAAGUGUACUUCCUUUGCCCAUUUCGGGUCGUUAUCAGGCUUGUACUUACGCUCUCGCGGAGCAGGCAGCCGGGAUUAUCGAAGCCGACUUGUAACCAUGCUUUCCUGUUUAUAGAAUAUGAUGUGGAAAUAUUCAGAAGAUCAUGAACCUUUACUUUGAGGGAUUUGUCAAUAUAGAUAUCGGCGUAAAGCACAGUAUCCUCCGAGUUCGCGCACUCGAGUUAUCCUCGCUUAGCAUCGCCAAGUGACUUG
Molecule: messenger RNA, 529 nt
Organism: Hymenoscyphus albidus
Lineage: Eukaryota; Fungi; Ascomycota; Leotiomycetes; Helotiales; Helotiaceae
Source: the annotation of a GenBank genome assembly